UGAUCCGUUACAUUUCAUGGCGAGAGUUCACAGGGGCGAGAAACCUUACAAAUGUACUCAUUGCGACAAAACAUUUAAACAAACAGGACAUUUGCAAGUACACCUCAGAGUUCACAGUGGUGAGAAACCUUACAAAUGUACUCAUUGCGACGAAACAUUUAAGCAAACAGGACAUUUGCAAGCACACCUCAGAGUUCACAGUGGUGAGAAACCUUACAAAUGUACUCAUUGUCACAAAACAUUGAAAAUACACCUCAGAGUUCACAGUGGUGAGAAACCUUACAAAUGUACUCAUUGUGACAAAACAUUUAAUCAAGCAAGAACUUUGAAAAGACACCUCAAAGUUCACAGUGGUGAGAAACCUUACAAAUGUACUCAUUGCCACAAAACAUUUAGAGAAACAGGACAUUUGCAAGCACACCUCAGAGUUCACAGUGGUGAGAAACCUUACAAAUGUACUCAUUGUGACAAAACAUUUAAUCAAGCAGGAAAUUUGAAAAUACACCUCAGAGUUCACAGUGGUGAGAAACCUUACAAGUGUUCUCAUUGUGACAAAUGCUUUACUGAAAAGUCAAACCUGAUAGUGCAUAACAGAUCAUACCAUGGGAAUUGGCCUCACAAGUGCAGCUAUUGCAGCAAAGGGUUUAAGGAUCAGAGGAGCUUAAAGAGACACAAGUGUAAACAACUAUCUUUAGACAGAGAGAAAUUCACUUGUUGGAUGUGUGGUGAAUUUUGUCACAAUUGUUGUGGCAUACUUCACCACAUGUAUGAACAUGGUAUGAAAAAAGAGUAAACUGAUACUUUUUUAAUCAUUCUGGAGCAAAAGUGUUAUUGAGGGUUGAUAUCUCUUCCUGUUAAGUACAGCCCUUGGAUAACCUUGAUAAUGUGUGCUGAAGAAUCUGGUGAUUUACUCUUACUUUUGGAACUGAGAAGUAAAUAAUCAUAACAACAACAACAAGAAAUUUUAUUUAAGCUUAAUAAGAAAAUUACAAUGCUUGGGCCCGCAAGUAGCAUGUUGCAUUUGAGUUUGUUGUUACUUUAUUACUGUACUUAGAUCAUGGUAUUUUUAUUGGUAACACUAUAAUUUAGCAUGUGAUGUUCAUGUUAUCUUCAACUGCUUAGUUUAGUUACUAUUGAGUAGUUAACCAUAAGCAAUAUUACUGAAGUGUGGAAUUUUACCAUGUACUCAGUGAUGGCAUGUUUUGCCAAAAUUCCUUUCUCUUUUUAAUGAUGAUUGUAAAUUCACUCAGUGUUUGCAUGCCACUCUUUUAGGUCUUGCUGAAUUUCUAAAUUCAAAACUUGCUUGUAUCUGUUAAAACUACAGACUCUAUUAUCACCUCAAACUAAUAUUAUUAUUAUUCUUUUUUUGGUAUAAACAGAUUGGAUCAUGUUUCUAUAGGUACUCUUAGCUGGUAUAUCAGUCAAUAUAUUGGUCAAGAGUCGGUGGAUACUCCACCAAUAUUCAAUACUCAGUCAACACUUGGUUAAUAGCCAGCUGAUACUAGGUUUACACUCCAUUAAUAUUUAGUUGAUACUUGGUCGAUACUCAGUUAAGACUGAGUUGAUAGUUGGUCAAUGUAUCGGUGGAGAUUAUCAACAUCAAAAUUAAUUUGAGAAAAAUGAAGUCAAGUUAAACCUGUAGUUCUGUAAUUGCCCUCAGAAUAACCAGACCAUGGCUACUGAGUUUUGAUUUACUGGUACUUAAAAAAGAAUUGUCUUGUUACAGUUGCCAUCAAGGUAAAGUAUCCAUACUAUGGUGGUUAUUUGUGUUCUUUCAUUGUUGAAUUAGUUUAGUUAAGUGAGGAAUACCUUCUGCAGGGAGGGAUUUGAAAAUGUUCAGUUUCUUGUUUUAAGAUAAGUCACAUGGGACUUCAAGCUCUGUGUAAGUGGAUAAUAUCAUAAAGCUGUGUAUGGGAGUUUUUAGACUAUAAGCAGUCCCCCAUUUUCAGCUAAGUCUAUCACGUGAAUAAGAGAAAAAGCAGUAAAAAAAUGUGAUGUUGGUGCACUGAAGGGAAUUCUUGGAGGGAUGCCAAUGUGCUCUGGUAACUUCACAAGGGAGGUGCUUGAGGGCUCUUUAACUCUCUAAAUAAUUAAGCAAACAAAUUUCAACCUCUGUAUAGAGUUAUUUGUGUUACUUUUGUUUUGUUCUUUGAUAGCAAUUUUAGGUCAUUUGGUUGAGUUUUAGCUGAGCUUGACUCAUCGCACUAAUGCCUGCACUAUGAAGAAUUAGAAUGGUAUGAGAGCUCUGCUAAAACUUAAUGAAAUGGCUAGAGAACAAAAAUAACAUGAACAAGACUAUCUGAAAGUUAAAGUUUAUUUGCUUAAAUACAUACCAACCCAAUUGGGGUUAACUGGGUCUUUAUUACCUUAGACCAUAUGCAAUGCUUCCCCGAACAGGAGGGGUAAAUAGAGGAAAGAGAAAAAAAAAUUUACAGUAUAAUGUUGAUCGCUCACUAAUUGCAAAGGGAAUACUUACUAUUAUGGCAACUGUUUGCUUAUACUUGCCAGGUGUGGUGUGGAAUUUCCACAGCAGUAUUUAAUUGUGAUAGACAAGUCCAUCACUCACGUUAUUUACAGAGUUAGAGAGUGGGACCUUAACUACCACACAAAGCUUUAUAAUUUUAUCCUUUCACAAAGAGCUUGGGCCACCUGUGUAUAAAUUAGUUAUUUAUUUGAAUAAAGUGACUAAAUGGUUUGA
Messenger RNA from Stylophora pistillata, 2698 nucleotides. RefSeq lists its product as uncharacterized. Lineage: Eukaryota; Metazoa; Cnidaria; Anthozoa; Scleractinia; Pocilloporidae. The record is from RefSeq and is a predicted model, not a curated record. Gene Ontology annotation, molecular function: RNA polymerase II cis-regulatory region sequence-specific DNA binding; DNA-binding transcription repressor activity, RNA polymerase II-specific. Gene Ontology annotation, biological process: regulation of transcription by RNA polymerase II. Gene Ontology annotation, cellular component: nucleoplasm.